AUGCUUUUACACCGUUUUGGUACCAUGGCACAUAUAAUUGCUUCGACGGAGCUAUUUUGCUGCCGGAAACGAGUGGGGCAUUUGACGGAAGACGAGCUUGUGGUGCAAAAUGCGGUGGAAAUUGCACGCGAGCUGCAGGCCAUCCGCGGAGUCGACGAGAAUGCUCCGCCGGAGGAGCAGGCGAUCUCGCGUCGCAACAUCGUGCGCCACCUGGAGUCCUCGAAGCGCUCCAUGUAUCGGCCGAAGACCGAAACACUUGAUGCCGCCUUCCGCAAGCGAUUCUUCGCACUGUCCAGCAUUCAACCGGUGGAUCGAAGCAGCAGCGAGAGACGUCUCACACUGCGGCGCAACACCAUUCGGGCCAUCGAGCGACGUCGCAACUCGAUCUUCGGCGCGCAGCAACAAACUAGCGACGUAAGCCUUUUUCCUGAGGGCUGGCGCACAGCCACAUCGCGCGCACGUUCACAUUUAAAUCGCUCGACAUGCAGCAGCUGGCAACCGGAGUUCGCAGCUAUACAGCUGGCAGCGACGAUGCGUGCCUAG
Molecule: messenger RNA, 543 nt
Organism: Gongylonema pulchrum
Lineage: Eukaryota; Metazoa; Nematoda; Chromadorea; Rhabditida; Gongylonematidae
Source: the annotation of a GenBank genome assembly